CCCGUGAUGCUUUUCGGCCAAACAGUCAUGGUUCCGCACAUCACCCGCCGCCACUGAUGACUUGGGAAGAAUGUGUUCAAGCAAAGCGUUUGCAACUAUGCAUGGAUUUAUCUUCCUCGCCAGUUUUUUCAAAACUUCUGCGACGACUUCAAACUCAAAAGGGUUACACUCUUCCCACAGUGCCUCCGAAAACUAUGCCAUGUACAUAUGGCACAACCGGUUCUAUGUGUAUGCAGCCUUUGCGCUUGCCUUGACGCUCUGGGUUUCAUUCAAGAUGAUCCUGAAGAAGAAAAGCUUAUCAAAGGACGUCAGCUCCUGGGUCCAGGAAGCUAUGAAGAAUCCAGAGGGCUGUGAUAAACGUGCUGAAGUUCACGUGUCAGGAGUGAAAAUCUUCUUUGGCUCACAGACUGGUACAGCUAAAGGUUUUGCAAAGCAGCUGUCAGCAGACGUGAGGAGUCUGGACCUCGCGACAGAGGUGAUUGACAUGAAGGACUAUGAUCCAGACGAUCAGCUGGCUGACGAGUGCAGCAGCAAGUGUGUGUCUGUGUUCCUGGUGUCCACCUACACGGACGGGCAGCCCACCGACAACGCUGAGUGGUUCUGCAAGUGGCUUGAGGAAGCGUCCACCGACUUCCGCUAUGGGAGGACGUACCUGAAGGGCCUGCGCUACGCCGUGUUUGGCCUGGGCAACUCCCUUUAUGCUGCCCACUACAACACAGUGGGCAAAAAUGUGGACAAGUGGCUGUGGAUGCUGAGUGCCUCUCGGAUCUUAACCCGCGGCGAAGGCGACUGCAACGUGGCGAAAAGCAUCCAUGGCAGCAUUCAGGCUGACUUCCUGGCCUGGAAGGUCAAGUUCCUCAAACGUCUGCGGGAUCUUUGUCAGGACGACGACAACUGUUGUAGGAAACGCAAGGAGGGCACUUCCUGCAUCCAGACGGAUGGACAAGAAGUAGAAGAAGGGAAGAACACCGCUCUGGAUAAUAACAAUUCUGAGGAGGAGCUGGUGGAGUCGAGCAGUGACGAAGACGUCUCGUCAACCUCCCCCUCCGUGUUGGACGUGGAAGAUCUGGGCAGCCUGAUGAGCAGCGUCAAGCAGAUUCCUUCAGAUGGCGGGCAGGUAGCCAAGCGCUCCAGGAAGGUGGCGAGGAAGAACCAAGAGGGGAAAGAAGAGCGACGGGAGAUGAUAACGCCCGCCUUGAGAGAAGCUCUGAGCAGACAAGGGUACAAGCUGAUUGGAAGUCACUCAGGUGUGAAGCUGUGCCGUUGGACCAAGUCCAUGCUGCGGGGCCGAGGCGGCUGCUACAAGCACACCUUUUAUGGCAUCCAGUCCCACCGCUGCAUGGAGACCACACCGAGCCUGGCCUGCGCCAACAAGUGCGUCUUCUGCUGGAGACAUCACACCAAUCCGGUGGGCACCGAGUGGCGCUGGAAGAUGGACCCCGCUGAGAAGAUCCUGGAGGAAGCACUGGAGAAACAUCAGAACAUGAUCCGCCAAUUUCGAGGCGUCCCCGGCGUGAAGUCAGAUCGUUACGAGGAGGGUCUGACAGCGCAACACUGCGCUCUGUCCCUGGUGGGCGAGCCCAUCAUGUACCCUGAAAUCAACCGCUUUGUGCGACUCCUCCAUUCCCGACGCAUUUCAAGCUUCCUGGUCACCAAUGCUCAGUUCCCCGAGGAAAUCAGGACGCUGGAGCCAGUCACUCAGCUGUACGUAAGCGUGGAUGCCAGCACCAAGGACAGCCUGAAGAAGAUCGACAGGCCACUCUUUAAGGACUUCUGGACACGAUUCCUGGACAGCCUCAAGGCCCUGGCUGAGAAGAGGCAGAGGACAGUGUAUCGGUUAACGCUGGUCAAAGCUUGGAACGUGGAGGAGAUAACUGCCUACUCAGAGCUUGUCGCAUUAGGCCAGCCCGACUUUAUCGAGGUCAAGGGUGUGACGUACUGUGGUGAAAGUUCAGCCAGCAGUCUGACUAUGGCCAACAUCCCAUGGCACCAGGAAGUGGUUGUGUUUGUGCAGCAGCUGGUCAACAUGCUGACUGACUACGAAAUCGCAUGCGAGCACGAGCACUCCAACUGUCUUCUUAUUGCCCACAAGAAGUUUAAGGUGAAUGGCAAGUGGCAUACGUGGAUCGACUAUGAUCGUUUCCAGGACCUGGCCAGGGCCUACCAGGAGAGCGGCGGUGAAAAGGUUUUCUCCUCGUCGGAUUACACGGCGCAGACCCCCGACUGGGCGCUGUUCGGAGCAAGUGAGCAGGGCUUCGACCCGGCCGAAACCCGCUUCCAGAGACGCAACAAAGGCAAAGAUCUCUCUGGAUGCUGAUUGCACCACUUUGAUGAGGACUUUUAAUUGGGUUUUAUUUUCAAUACAUCCCUUCCUCAUUAUUGGGUUUUCUCUCUCUCUCUCUCUCUCUCUCUCUCUCUC
Hippocampus comes (tiger tail seahorse) is the source of this 2419-nucleotide messenger RNA. RefSeq names its product tRNA-yW synthesizing protein 1 homolog (S. cerevisiae) (gene tyw1). The transcript is spliced from 16 exons. Lineage: Eukaryota; Metazoa; Chordata; Actinopteri; Syngnathiformes; Syngnathidae. Gene Ontology annotation, molecular function: catalytic activity; FMN binding; 4 iron, 4 sulfur cluster binding. Gene Ontology annotation, biological process: wybutosine biosynthetic process. The record is from RefSeq and is a predicted model, not a curated record. The coding region runs from base 71 to 2317 and encodes 748 amino acids.